This is a messenger RNA of Geodia barretti, 714 nucleotides long. Lineage: Eukaryota; Metazoa; Porifera; Demospongiae; Tetractinellida; Geodiidae. The record is from the annotation of a GenBank genome assembly.
AUGAAUGUCGCCGCCAACAAUCGGGCGGUGUAUCCGGCCAGCGCCGGAGAGCCGUCCGCCGGAUUAGACCGGCUCGACAGAAUCGGCGCGAUCAGACAUCUCGCGCCGCACGAAUCGCUCGCCCUUGAAGGCGACUCUGCCAACCGCUUCCAUCGGGUGCUCAGCGGCACCGUUGCCGGCUACAAGGCAACGGCGGACGGGCGCCGGCAGAUCGUCGCGUUCUUCUUCCCGGGCGAUCUGGUGGGUCUCACUACCGGCGAGCAUUACGCUUACGGAGCCGAAGCGGUCGGCCGGGCAAGCGUCUGCUCGGUUCCCCGUGCCCGCAUGCGAGAGCUCUCUCGGCAAUCGCCGGCGUUGCAUGAAGACCUGCUCCUGGCCCUCGAUCGGGAGAUUGCCGCAGCGCAAGAGCGAUUGUUGUGGCUCGGGCGCAAGACGGCGCGGGAGCGGCUCGCGUGCUUUCUGCUGGAAUGCGCUGAUCGCACCGGGGAGCCGGGAGAGGACGGCAGGCAAUCCGUUCCGUUACCGAUGAGCCAGCUUGAAAUCGGCGAUUAUCUCGGCCUCGCUUCGGAGACGGUGAGCCGAGCCCUCGCCUCGCUCGCGCGCGACGGCGCCAUCGAUAUCUUGCGACCCUUUGCCGGGGUCGUCAUCCGCGACCGACGGCGCCUCGAAGCCACGACAGACGAAGGCGCUCACCCGCCCCGCGCCUGUUCGUAG